This is a messenger RNA of Rhopilema esculentum, 1341 nucleotides long. The record is from RefSeq and is a predicted model, not a curated record. Lineage: Eukaryota; Metazoa; Cnidaria; Scyphozoa; Rhizostomeae; Rhizostomatidae.
AUGACAGAACACGUAGGCCAGGGCGACGAAGAUGACCAUGCUCAUUGGCGGCGAAAGCCAGAUAACACAGGGUUCUUCACUUGUGCCGGAAAUGAUCCAUCAGUAGAUGGUAAUGUUAUAACACCCUUUGUCACUACAAAUCCAGCCAGACAGAUAACCCUUAGAGUUACUUAUACUUUGAAUUGCUGUGGAGCCAAAUUGUCUAUUGGUGUCUAUGUCUUUUUGGGCUCAGGUGAAACAUCUACACCCAGUGCUAAAAGCUUCAAGUACAUUUCUGCUUUAAAGAAUACCUCAUCAAUGACUCCCUUCUCUAGAGCACAGUUUACAUCAGCUAUUACCAUUGGAAUGGAAGGAGAGACUGGACUUUUUAUUGCUUUCAGAGAUCAAGGAAUUUGUGGAAGCCUUGAUUCAUUUCAUCUUAGUUACAUAGAAUGUCCAAGUGCAGCAGGGGAAUUAAUGUCAUUUCCACCUAAAACUCCAGCUCCAAAUAGCACAGUUUCAGUCCUAGAGGUGCUUGGAACAUGUGUUCCCAAUGCUGAUGUUCAAAUUUCGCAAGCAGCCAAUUACAUGUCUUGUUAUACAAAUGGCUCCGCUAAGGUGAAUGGUGGCUGUCAUUGCAUAGCUGGAUAUGAGAAUAAUUUUUUUACUAGCUGUAAUGAAUGCCCUGCAAAGAGUUUCAAAAGUGCUGCUGGUAACUUUAAUUGCAACAGAUGUGGUGCAAAUGUUAAGGACGGAGUGAAGCCAAGGACAACACCUUGUAUAUGCAACAAUGGAUAUUACAGACCACUUUUAUAUCAAAAUGUUCCAACUGUCGACUGUGAAGCGCCACCAUCUGCUCCAAAUAACGUUAAGGCCACACAGAUUGGAUCAAAGUGGAUAUUACUAGAAUGGAUGGUCCCCAUGGACCAAGGGACUGGAGGCAAACCGAGUUACACGAUAAAAGCAAGCUGUGCUAGAUGUAAAAUACCACCUGACUUUACAACAUCUAACCGUUUCUUCAAUGUCACUGGGCUGAGCGCCUACACACGAUAUGACGUCAGAGUCUUUUCCAUCAACAAUGUCACUGCUGCCAUCGGCUUCGACAAGGCUAUGUACAACAGCACUUCAGUUUUGACUGGAUUUGGAUUGCCUUCGGAGGUUCAGAAUCUUGCCAAAAGGACAAACUCUGAUGCAUCAGUGACAAUUUUCUGGAACGAGCCAUUGACCAAGGGUGGUGAUGAUCUGCGAUAUUUUAUCACUGUUAAUGAUGAAAAGGGAAUGUUUACCACCAAAAUGGAAUACACUGUUAAACAAGAUCUAGAAACGAAGAAGUACACUGUGUCUGUAAGUAUGAAGGUUUGA